UAUUUAUGUGCCAAAACUGAGAGCAACGAAACUAUUGCCGGCUCUUCACGAGAACAAACCAUUCAAAAACAGAUUUCAAGCAAAACAAAAGUUUCAAACUUUAAAUAUAUUCGUCAACCGAUUAAUAAAGACGACAACGAAGACGACGAUGAAGUGAAUGACGGGGUGGCAGAAGAGGCCACAAAACUCAAUGUAAACACAAUCACAUGUCGUCCCGUAUCGGAGGCGUCGUUAGUCAGCGAAAUGAGUGUCUCGAGCGGAUCCCUAAGUGAUCCCAACUCUCCGAUGUGUAAAAUAUGUCACAUGAAUGCUAAGGACAACGAUCCGCUCAUCUCUCCAUGUAGAUGCAGUGGCACCAUGCAAUACAUGCACUGCGGAUGUCUUAUGAGAUGGCUUGAGAUCACAUCUAAGAAGUCACGCAAACCCUUAAGCUGUGAAUUAUGUCAAUAUCAGUAUCAGUGGCACAAAAAAUUUAAGGUCAACCACUGGCAGUUCCCUCACUGUUCCCGAAACGACAAGAUAUUACACUCGCUGUUUGUCGUGUCAUUGAGUGUUAUGGCCUGUUGUGCGGUCAUAACAGUGAUGUGCUUCAAGCAGGACAGGGGUCAGCGCAUAGACCCCAACCGGACGGAGUUGUCUCAGUCCGAAAUAGUGACACUUAUUUGCGGAGUUCUCUUCUUCCUAGCAUUUUUCAUGGCAAUGUAUGUGGAGGUGAAGGCGAGGAACACGAUAUAUAAAUUGUUUGUCAAGUUCAUUUACCUAAAUCAGCAAUGGUAUAUCGAUGAAUACGACAAGAAGGACUGCGCGCCCGUUCAUGUAUGACAUCAACUGCUAUCUAAUCACAUCCCUGUGUCGGCGGACAUGUCGUGUCUCACACGUCGAAGUAAUACAAAUCCAUUUUUAACACAUUUAUAUAACUAUGCAAUUCGUGAGACAGUAUUCAAAAUACUUAUACUUUUUGACAUAAUUUAUUUGGACGCAAACUUAUUUAUUAUAUCGUAAUUAGAUUUAAAUUUGGAAAACAAAUUAAUUUUUUCAUUCAAUGCUAUAUUUGGCUAUUGAUUGUAUGGAAGUCUUACCAAACAGACAGUGCACUUGAUUUUGAGGUCUUUAUUGGUUGGGGCUUUGAGUUGAGGGCAAUCACAACGAGACAAUUGAGACAAUUAACUAAUUUUUUAUACAAUCAAAUCAAUUGUGUAAUUAUUAUUUAUAUAAUAUGUAAAAUGCAAUCCAAACU
Messenger RNA from Oppiella nova, 1237 nucleotides. The record is from the annotation of a GenBank genome assembly. Lineage: Eukaryota; Metazoa; Arthropoda; Arachnida; Sarcoptiformes; Oppiidae.